AUGAUUCAAUUAAAGUCCAUGCUCAACUGCAUCGACAACUCGGGCGCCGCCAUCGUCGAGUGCGCCAUGAUCGUCGGCCAGAAGCGCCACGCCUCCAUCGGCGACCGCAUCGUCGUCGUCGUGCAGAAGCAGCGCGGCGCCCUCGCCGAGGGCAUGGCGGGCAUGUCGGCCGGCAACAAGGUCAAGCGGGGGGACAUCCGGCACGCCGUCGUCGUGCGCACAAAGUACAAGGUCCAGCGGCCCGACGGCAGCGUCGUGCGCUUCGACGACAACGCCUGCGUGCUCAUCAACAAGGCCGGUGACCCCGUCGGCUCCCGCGUCAACGGCGUCGUCGGCGCCGAGCUGAGGAGGAAGAAGUGGAGCAAGAUUCUCAGCAUGGCGCCCAUGCACGCGUAA
Thyridium curvatum is the source of this 396-nucleotide messenger RNA. RefSeq lists its product as uncharacterized. Gene Ontology annotation, biological process: translation. Lineage: Eukaryota; Fungi; Ascomycota; Sordariomycetes; Thyridiales; Thyridiaceae. Bases 1 to 396 code for a protein of 131 amino acids. Gene Ontology annotation, molecular function: large ribosomal subunit rRNA binding; structural constituent of ribosome. The transcript has 2 exons. Gene Ontology annotation, cellular component: ribosome; mitochondrial large ribosomal subunit. The record is from RefSeq and is a predicted model, not a curated record.